Molecule: messenger RNA, 1137 nt
Organism: Ornithodoros turicata
Lineage: Eukaryota; Metazoa; Arthropoda; Arachnida; Ixodida; Argasidae
Exons: 1
Coding region: 1-1137 (378 amino acids)
Biological process (GO): DNA integration
Molecular function (GO): nucleic acid binding
Source: RefSeq, a predicted model, not a curated record
AUGAAGACAGUGGCCCGCAGCCACAUCUGGUGGGAGACGCUUGAACGAGACAUUGUUGCUAAAGUUCAAGGAUGCACCGUAUGCCAAGAAUGGCAACGCGAAUCGAAACCGGUUUCCCUGAAGCCCUGGCCGUUUCCAGAAAAGCCCUGGUCGCGAUUACACGUCGACUUUGCAGGGCCCUUUAAAAGUCAUUAUUUCUUUAUUGUAGUAGAUGCCUUUUCUAAGUGGGUAGAGGCUGAAGUGGUGUCGUCACCAUCGGCGGAAGCGACAGUCUCCUGCCUGCGUUCCAUUUUCGCAAGGCAUGGAUUGCCGGACGUUAUCGUGUCUGACAAUGGUCCAGCGUUUGUGUCUGGAGCCUAUGCUGACUUUCUCAACCGCAACGGAGUAAGACGACUUUUAUUUCCUCCGUAUCACCCAGCCUCAAAUGGGGCUGCAGAACGAGUUGUUCAGACCCUCAAGAAUAAGUUGAAGAAGACAAGCACUGGCGACUACAAGACACAGCUAGCUAGAGCCCUUUUCAGCUACCGAACUACGGCACACGAAUUGACCGGAUUGUCCCCGGCAGAACUGUUAUAUGGGAGGAAGCUCAAAACUGCGAUGGAUCUACUACAUCCUAAUCUACGCGACAAAGUGUCACGUAAGCAGCUGUACAGCAAAUUGCAUCAUGACAGGAACGCUCGUAUGCCAAGUGAUUACGAGCCUGGUGAUGCUGUAUUUGCGAGAAAUUUUAGGCCUGGACCGCCGUGGGUUCCUGCUGUGGUCACUCGGACUUCAAGAUCGCAGUCAGCCGUAGUCCAACGGCCUGGUGGUCUUACCUGGACCCGUCACCAAGACCACUUGCGUCGUGGAUCGCAGGAAGCAUCCACGGAACACUUGAGGGGAUCAGAAGGUACCAGUGAACCUACUAGUGAACAUACAACACCGCAACCGCAUGUGUUGGAGCAAUCACCGUCGAGCGCAACGGGACUUCCUGUUGGAUUGCCACCACCGCCGGAUCAAGGGUCAAGGUCUAUUCCGGAGCAGUCCCAGUCGGGCUCUUCUGUUACGCCGGAGGGUACGUCAGAGGACAGAACCGCUACACCGCCACUUAGAAGAUCAAGUCGAGUUCGACGUCCUGUUGUUAAAUAUAGUGCAUAG